AUGGAAGCUGCUGCGACGGGCAAAUACGAUUCUGACGAGAAUGACGAUGUGGAAUGGGAAUCGCAAGACGAUGAAGACAACGAGGACGACGAUCAAGACAACAAUGAUGCCACUGGCAAAUCGAAAUCGGGUGGAAAGAAGAAGAAGAUCGAAGUGGCCGCCGGUGAAUUGGAAGGACUUCGUGAAACCGCCGAAUUAUACAAAUCUAAUAUUUUCAAGCUCGAGUUGGAUGAAUUGCUUGGUGAAGUGGCAGUGAAAUAUGAUAAACACAAGGCUUUGGAAAAGGCCCUCCAUCAUUUAAAGGCCAUUUUUGAUAAGAUCCCUUCAAGCCAGGAGACCUUGCUCCACAACUUCAAAUCAGAAAUGGAAAAGAAGCACAAUAUCAUCACGCCUUUCCCGCAUCCACAACCUCCUACCGAUGCCAACUACAAGUUCAAAUUUGAAAAACCCGCAGGUGUUCAUGUCGUAGGAAGCUAUGCUUUAAAAUCAGUGGCGAAGACAAAGGGACCUUUUACGGUGGAUCUGGCAGUGGAGAUGCCAGCGAGUAUUUUCCAAGAAAAAGAUCACAUCAACUACCGUUACUUUUACAAGCGUGCAUGCUAUCUUGCAACACUUGCCAACGCUAUUCAUAAUGCAAAAAAGGGCUUCCAGUUGGAAUUCUCUACCGUCAAUGACGACAGCCGAAAGCCUGUGCUUAUUGUAAAGGCCUCUGGGGAUAAAUCCGAGCUUGAUUUCUCAAAAACCAAGUGUGUGAUUCGUAUUAUUCCAUGCUUGGCGGCGGUUCCCUUCCCUGUCCAGCGUCUUGCACCGGGUCGCAACAAUGUUCGUGCCAAAGAUGAAUCGGAAACUUUGCGACCCACGCCUCAGUACAAUGCGUCUCUCCUUGCUGAUACAUCCUACACAUCCAACCUGGCAUUUCUUUAUCAACACAGCAAGGCCUGUCCAGCUUUCAAAGAUGCGCUUGUAUUGGCCAAAAUCUGGUUACAUCAACGUGGUUUAGCUUCCGUCGAGUCCACACACUCUGGCUUCAAUCUUUUCCUGUUUGCUAUGGUCAUGGGCUAUUUGUUGCAAAGUGGUAUUGGCGCGGAAGGCAAGAAGCUGUCGGCCGUGCACAGCUCGUAUCAACUCUUGAGAGGAACUCUGGAUUUCCUUGCAUUCCACGAUUUCGUCAACGAACCUGUUUUCAUUGGUCGCUCCGAUAACGAAGAGUUUUCCCAAGAAGCGUUCAAAAAGCAUUACGAUGUCGUGAUUGUGGAUCCUUCAGGCACUGUCAAUCUCGCUGCUCUCAUGUCCUCCUCUGGCUUGGCUCAAUUGCAACACGAAGCCCGUCUGGCCAUGAAUUAUUUCAAUGACUCGGUAGAUCGAUUCGAUGCCCUCUUUUUGAAAAAUGUCAAUGAUGUCUAUUUGAGAUUUGACAAUGUAUUCACUCUUCCAAUCGGGGAAAAGCCUAUCCAGCAAUACGACAGCAUGGCACGAGCCGAUUGCCCUGAUUAUACUGCGUUCUUUGCCCGAUCAUUGGCCAACUUGUUGAAGCAAGGUCUGACGAACCGUGUCGAUCUGAUUGCCGUGCAAUACAGUGGGCAACCCGCUUGGUCGCUUGGCGAUGAGAUGCCAAUGCAUGCCGUCGAUCAGAAGAUGACUGUGGGUUUGGUAUUAAAUCCUGAUCACGCUCCUCGAUUGGUUGAUCAAGGUCCCGAUGCUCAAGAUAAAGAGGCUGGCGAUAAAUUCCGAAAAUUCUGGGGCAGUAAAUCGGAAUUGCGUCGAUUCAAAGAUGGCAGCAUUCUUGAAAGUGUGGUGUGGGAAACUCAGGGCUACGAAAAUCGAACGCUCAUUGUCCAAAAGAUUAUUACAUACCUGUUAAAGUUCCACUUUGACAUACAUGAAGCCGUUCACUACUAUGCCGGUCAAUUCUACUCUUACCUCAACUUUUCCAAAUUAUUGCCUGACACCCUUUUCAGCUCGAAUCUCAAAAUCACGGGUUUCCAGACCGUCAUGAAUGCCUAUGGACAAUUUGCCAAACAUUUGCGCGCCGUGGAUACUGCUUUACCUUUACUGAUCAGCAACGUUUAUCCGGCUUCUCCCAGCCUGCGAUACACGUCGGCACUUUUACCGCACCCGGUCGACACCGCCAACAUCACAGCUUAUCCCACGACCAUGCGUUACUUUGAUGCCAUUGACGUGAUUGUGCAGUUGGAACGAUCCAGCAAAUGGCCGGAUGAUCUGGUGGCCAUGCAAAAGGUCAAGCAUGCCUUCCUUCUCAAGAUAGCUUCCGAAUUAAAGGCGAACCAGGGCGUGUCAUCGGUUGUGGUGGAUGAUGUCCGUGAAAAGAACGAACUGGCCAUCCGUGGUUAUCUGGAUGUCUACUAUUACGGCUACGUGUUCCGCUGCCACAUUUACUUGGAACAAGAAGGUGACAUCUUGAAGAAUUUGAUCAACAGCACCAAGGAAACCGAGACAAAGAAACUGUUGGCUGCCAAUGCGUUGGAAAAGUAUGAAUAUCAAUUCCGUCGUCGACAAAUGCACACGUUUUACAUUCAAGCCAUCUGUGCCCGUUAUCCGGCCUUUUCAGCCACGGUGCGUCUUGCCAAGCGAUGGUUUGGAUCCCAUCUGUUAUCGUCGCACGUGUCUGAAGAAUUCAUUGAACUGAUUUGCGCCUACGUCUUCUUGGAGUCUCAUCCCUGGGUGUCUUGCGCAAGCGCGUUUGCUGGAUUUAACCGUGUGCUUCACUUAUUGGCCACAUGGGAUUGGAAAACCACACCGUUGAUGGUCGAUAUUGAAGGCGAGAUGACGGCCAAAGACCGUGAUACCAUUAUGAAGAACUUUGCCGUGCAUCGUGGCCAGAACCCGAAAAUGACCAUGGGUGCCAUGGUGAUUGCCACUGCCAAGGAUUUGGAUGGUCAACAGUGGUCGAAAUACAAACCUUCCAUGCCGAUUGCAGCACGUAUUCAAGCCCUUGCCAAGGCGUCUUGCAGUGUCUUGAACGAAGCAGUGGUAUCAGGCGCGGAAAAGGAUUUCAAGCGUAUCUUUGUCACACCUAUGCAGGACUACAGUGCAGUGAUUCAUCUGAAACCCGAGCAUUGCACGCGUUAUUACCAAAACUUACACCCUCAAUCGAAAUAUCUGUCAACGACCGGUUCUAAAAUGUCCGAGUUGGGAGACAAAGCGUAUGCCCAAUUCGAUCCCGUGUCGGAGUUUGUCAAGGAGCUCGAGUUGCUCUAUGGUGAUAUCAUGAUGGUUUUCUAUAACAAGUAUGGUGGUCAUACCAUUGCCAUUGUGUGGGAGCCAGCAGCGACUUUGGCCAGACCAUGGCGAGUUAUUUCGGAUUUCAAUACGGUGCCUGUCGAUAUGCGUACAACCGGUGUUUUGAAACCCGCUAAAGGCGCAACAGAGGUCUCCAAACUGGCCGUGCCCAACUUUGCUGCUAUUCUGUCCGAAAUUGAACGACUCGGCGACGGCUUGGUAGACAGCAUUACAACUGCAUAA
This is a messenger RNA of Radiomyces spectabilis, 3483 nucleotides long. RefSeq names its product Nrap protein. Bases 1 to 3483 code for a protein of 1160 amino acids. The record is from RefSeq and is a predicted model, not a curated record. Gene Ontology annotation, biological process: tRNA export from nucleus; rRNA processing. The transcript is spliced from 10 exons. Lineage: Eukaryota; Fungi; Mucoromycota; Mucoromycetes; Mucorales; Radiomycetaceae. Gene Ontology annotation, cellular component: UTP-C complex; small-subunit processome; CURI complex.